CCCGUGUGUGCGUGUGUGUGCGCAGGGCGGGCGACCCCGCCGCGGGCCGGAGGCCGAGUCAGCCAGCGGCCUGCCCCGCCGCCGGGAGCCCGCCUCUUUGGGCCUCCCUCCCUCCCGUCCCGGUCCCCCUCCUCGGGGCCUUCUAUAUGGGCCACCUUCUCUCGAAGGAGCCGCGUAACCGCCCGAGCCAGAAGAGGCCUCGCUGUUGCAGCUGGUGCCGCCGCCGGCGCCCUCUCCUCAGGCUGCCCCGCCGGACCCCGGCCAAGGCGCCCCCUCAGCCGGCGGCGCCCCGGAGCCGGGACUGCUUCUUCCGCGGGCCCUGCAUGCUCUGCUUCAUCGUGCACAGUCCCGGCGCGCCCGCCCCCGCCGGCCCAGAGGAGGAGCCGCCGCUCUCGCCGCCGCCGCGGGACGGGGCCUACGCCGCCGCCGCCGCCGCCGCCGCCGCCUCCUCUCAGCACCUGGCGCGGCGCUACGCGGCCCUGGCCGCCGAGGACUGCGCCGCCGCCGCCCGCCGCUUCUUGCUGUCCCCCGAAGCCGCCGCCGCCGCCGCCGCCGCCUCGGCUUCGUCGCCCGCCUCCUGCUGCAAAGAGCUGGGGCUGGCCGCGGCCGCCGCCUGGGAGCAGCAGGGCCGAAGCCUCUUCUUGGCCAGCGUGGGGCCCGUGCGCUUCCUGGGGCCGCCAGCCGCCGUGCAGCUCUUCCGGGGGCCGACGCCGCCGCCGCCGGCCGAGCCCCCCACGCCCCCUGAAAUGGUGUGCAAGCGGAAGGGGGCCGGGGUCCCCGCCUGCACCCCCUGCGAGCCCCCUGAAAACCCCUGCGACUGUCUCAGGGAGCCGCCCCCCGAAACCCCAGACAUCAACCAGCUGCCGCCGUCCAUCCUGCUCAAGAUAUUUUCCAAUUUGUCCUUGGAUGAGCGUUGCCUUUCUGCAUCAUUGGUUUGCAAGUAUUGGCGUGACCUUUGUUUAGAUUUCCAGUUUUGGAAGCAACUGGAUCUUAGUAGUCGUCAGCAGGUCACUGAUGAAUUAUUGGAAAAAAUUGCAUCAAGAAGUCAGAAUAUAAUUGAAAUCAACAUUUCUGAUUGUCGCAGUAUGUCUGAUACUGGAGUAUGUGUUCUAGCAUUUAAGUGUCCUGGACUUCUUAGGUAUACAGCCUAUAGGUGUAAACAACUUUCUGACACCUCUAUUAUUGCGGUUGCCUCUCAUUGUCCUUUACUUCAGAAAGUGCAUGUAGGCAACCAGGACAAACUUACUGACGAAGGACUCAAACAGCUGGGCUCAAAAUGCAGAGAACUCAAAGAUAUUCAUUUUGGCCAGUGUUACAAGAUCUCAGAUGAAGGCAUGAUCGUCAUAGCUAAGGGCUGUCUGAAGUUACAAAGAAUAUACAUGCAGGAAAACAAACUUGUGACAGAUCAGUCAGUGAAAGCAUUUGCUGAGCACUGUCCUGAACUUCAGUAUGUUGGCUUCAUGGGUUGUUCAGUCACUUCUAAAGGAGUCAUUCACCUAACCAAGCUAAGAAACCUUUCCAGCUUGGACCUACGUCAUAUCACUGAACUGGAUAAUGAAACUGUGAUGGAAAUUGUCAAGAGGUGCAAAAAUCUUAGCUCUCUCAAUCUCUGUCUGAACUGGAUCAUAAAUGACAGGUGUGUGGAGGUCAUUGCAAAGGAAGGACAAAACCUGAAAGAGCUGUAUUUGGUGUCCUGUAAAAUCACAGAUUAUGCACUGAUAGCCAUUGGACGAUACAGCAUGACAAUAGAGACUGUGGAUGUUGGAUGGUGUAAAGAAAUUACAGAUCAAGGAGCCACCCUGAUUGCACAGAGCAGCAAAUCUCUGAGAUAUUUGGGACUGAUGAGAUGUGAUAAAGUCAAUGAAGUGACAGUGGAGCAGCUGGUGCAGCAGUACCCCCACAUCACCUUCAGCACUGUUCUGCAGGACUGCAAGAGGACCUUGGAGAGAGCCUAUCAAAUGGGCUGGACCCCCAACAUGUCCGCUGCCUCCUCCUAACGCUCCUGCCCGUGUGUAAUCACUCAGACCAUUCAGCGGGUUAGAGGAGAAUUGUACAUUUGGGAUGGGCAAUAUCUUGGAAAGGUUUUAGCUGUCACCCAUCUGCGUAUGUACUGGAAUAUAUAUAUUUGUGUCUCGUUUGCGUACUGUGUACCAUAAGUGGAGUUGUCAUUUGUUCCCAGGUGAGCUGGCUUUUUUUCCCCUAAAGAUUAUGAAAGCCACAGACCUUUUAGUUUUUAAGUUCAAAAGCUUAUUUUUCAAAAAUAUUUCAAAUAUGGGGUCAAAAAAUCAGAUGCAUUAUUUGAGCUUCUAAUUGCUGCCUCUUGGAGAUGUCCAAAAAAGAAGGCCUUCUUUUUUUCAUGGGAUAGAAUUGUGCGCUUCUACUGGUGACAACCAGAACAGAAGUGAUAUUGCACUGAUUAGAAGCCUGGAAACCAGUCCUUUUCAAAAUGCCAAGUACACACACAAAUAGAGGCACUCCCACUCUCAUGUACUUGCAUACGUGUAUGCACACAUACACCAGGACAGUGUCUUUCUAGAUCACUUCCUGACAGAGGGGCCUACCUCCAGGCCACUGAGGGAACAUGUCAUCUACUCUGGCCCUGCCUAACUCGGUGUAUCCAUGGGUGGCCAAAUUGCUAUCUGGUGGGUAACUUAGGGACUAGAAAGAAUAAAGCCUUUCGUAAAUUUUUUAUAUGGAGGCAACAAUCUGAACUCCCCUGGCCAGCUCACAAAAGUUAAUUAUUCAUUAUUCUACAAAUGCAUUCUGUUGAGUACUAAAUAUUUUAGUUGGUUUUACAUUAACAUUGUGUUAGCUUUUAUUUUGCAGAUAGUAACUGGUCGGGAUAUAUUUUAAUGAUAUUUGAAGCUAAUCUGAACAUUGAAGCCACCAAUGUAAUUAAUGGUGUGCAGUUAUUUAAAAAAAAACUACAGAUCAUUUCAUUAUUUUCUUAAUUUUGGUAAUUAUGAAAAUCUAUUUCUAAAAUUUGGAGGUAGUCACAUUAAUAGAAGAUUAAUGAGUGAGAUAUAAGUAGACAAUCUUUCUACUGAAUUUUUGUUUCUUUUGCUUUGAGUUUUUGAACAGGUUUUUUGGAUAUAUGCAUGUUAUCAUUUUUUGAAUAGUUCUUAUGCUACUGCAAAGAUAUCUAUUGCUAGCUGAUAUAUGAGUUAAGAAGGGAAAUUAGAAAAUCUGUUCAUUAAGAUUCUGUUUACACUUGUCAGAUAUACACAUUUCUUUGUUUAAUUAAACGCUGCCAGCUUCAGUUAAGAAAAUACCUAUCAGUAAAUGAAUAUAUGUUUUAACACAUCUUAACAAUUAAUUCAUAAUGGGGACUCAGGCUCAAAUAACCUUUCCUGUGUCUGUUUUUAUAAUCAAGGCAUCAGGGAGCCUUUUUAAGCUAAAGUGUGAUUCUCUUUCACUGUAGAAUUAGAAAUAAACCCCAACUUGUGAAUUUGCUAUUUAUUCUUCCCUGAGUGGACAUAACUGUUAUUUGGUCUUCAACAGAUAUACUGAGGUUUGAGUUUCACUUUCUGUAAAUCCUAAUGUCACUAACAUGAUGCUAGCUGUAAGAAACAAAAGAUAGGUUUACAGCUGAAUGCCAUUCACUUAUUUAUAAUGAUUUCUUUUUUGUAAACACCUUUUUUCUUUGAUUAUGUCAACAUGUUUCUGAUGUGGCAUUUUUGUUUUUAAUCCCAAUCAGUUAGGAAAAUCUAAUCAGUAAGCACCAAGAGUAUUUUUCCUAUAAUUAAAUGGGCUUCUAAUUUAAUUUAAAGGGAAUAAAAUUUGUGUAAGGAAAGAGCUGAUUUACAUUAAUAAACUAUAUUUCUUCUUACACAUUGAACUGUAUCAUUUUCAUAUCUACUUCUCCACCACCGAAAAAUCUUAUUUCAUAAUAUUUUAACUGAUUUUUAAUCCAAAACUAAUUUAUAAGACAGUAUGUAUAGUAAUAGUAGCUUGAGUGAAUAAGCAAAAGUUUAAUUUUUAUAUGUCAUACUAUAUUUUAAAUAGUUAAAAAAGACAAAAGAAAGGAGAGCCAUCUAUGAUAUAGAUGGUACCAUUUCAGUUCAAACUUGUAAUAAUCUUUGGAGUGUUACAAUUUGGUUGUCAAAUGGUUUCAGAGUGUAUAAUUGACUUUUUUAAUGUUGCAGUGUUUGAAUCUAAAGUACAGCACUAUAACAUGCUUAAUCCUGGGGGGUGGGGUGGGGUGGGGACUUGCACUUAUUCUCUAAGAUGUUGACUAAUCCAGAAAGCCUGAUGCAACAUAACCUGGAAAACUGCUUUGGUACAUUUGUAGAAAUCUAUGGAAAUGUCAUAUCCAGCCUCAAAGCAUUAAUCUCAAAAAACAGCCAGAAAAAGCAUCACCUUGAGUGAUUCUGUGAUGGUUGUUGAAUGUGUUCAUUAGAUGCUUUGAAAUGAGGCUUAAAAUAAUCUUUCUGGGCAAUAUAGAGUUUCUUUUUUUGCUUAGAAUGUCAUAAAUACAUGUGAACACAUUUAAUGCAGGGCUUUUCAUCCUCUCCAAAAUGUCAACAGUAUUUUCAGAAUAAAGACUAUGAAAUAUAUUGCUGUAGUGGAAAAUUCUGGUCCUUUGUCUUUAAUGUCUUUUUGAGUGGAUAAAGAGCAUUCACCCAGUUUGUAGUUUCUAUAUUUCUGUGAAUCUUUGACCUUGCAAUGGGUUGCAAUAAAAGAGAAACAAAACA
Molecule: messenger RNA, 4694 nt
Organism: Carlito syrichta (Philippine tarsier)
Lineage: Eukaryota; Metazoa; Chordata; Mammalia; Primates; Tarsiidae
Gene: FBXL17
Product: F-box and leucine rich repeat protein 17
Exons: 10
Coding region: 147-1997 (616 amino acids)
Biological process (GO): SCF-dependent proteasomal ubiquitin-dependent protein catabolic process
Cellular component (GO): SCF ubiquitin ligase complex
Molecular function (GO): protein binding
Source: RefSeq, a predicted model, not a curated record